Molecule: messenger RNA, 736 nt
Organism: Xiphias gladius (swordfish)
Lineage: Eukaryota; Metazoa; Chordata; Actinopteri; Istiophoriformes; Xiphiidae
Gene: c19h22orf39
Product: chromosome 19 C22orf39 homolog
Exons: 3
Coding region: 97-426 (109 amino acids)
Source: RefSeq, a predicted model, not a curated record
UAAGUGUCGUUGAACUGUGUGGUAACGCUUUUGUUGUGAAAAGAAAUCGAGCCGGAAGUAUCGUUCCUGGUCGAGCUAGUGCAGCUAACGUCAGUAAUGGACCAGUCUGGAGAAAUAGCGUGGAGGCCUCCCCGGGUAUGUGAUGACUAUUGGAGUGAAUUCAGACACUGCAAAAGCUUGUGGAAUAAUUUCCACCACUACUACACUUACGGUACCUCCCCAUCCUGCCAGCAGUGGAAAGAGGACUACCAUAACUGCAGAGAGUGGGAAAAACACAGAGGCACUGAGGCAAAGGAAGCGUUGCAGAGGAGUGAAAGAGACAGAGUGGCAGAGCAGAGAAAGUUCACCCCAGUGUGGAAACUGAGAAAGGACCCACCCAGAGACUGGCACAUGCCUCUCAACCAGGAGAAGCCUCAGGACUCCUGAACUGCCACUAUUAACCUGCUGUAUCUGUUCCAUGGCGGCCAAAUCAAAGUGAAAUCAACUUUCGCAAUAUACAGUAUUUCACUUCAUGGACAUAAAAUCCUUAAGAGAUACAUGCUGGAGAGACUGGUCAUCAUGCCAACUCAGGUUGUGUUCAGAGCCACUAUAUGAAAACAGAUGGUGGGAGCAUCUAGUGGUCAGUGAUGAGGAUGACAACUAUUCAACCAGUGAAUUAUAAUAUGAUCUCUGCAAAGGCAGUGUUGUUUUUUGGCAGUCAUAAAUAAUAAAGUCUCCAAAGCUUGUGUAAACUGAA